Molecule: messenger RNA, 1333 nt
Organism: Desarmillaria tabescens
Lineage: Eukaryota; Fungi; Basidiomycota; Agaricomycetes; Agaricales; Physalacriaceae
Product: thioredoxin-like protein
Exons: 7
Coding region: 228-881 (217 amino acids)
Source: RefSeq, a predicted model, not a curated record
CUUUCUAAGGCAAUGUGGACGUCGAGGCAGGUUACAUAUCCGGAUGAUCUGGUUUCCGCAGGAGCGCAGCUAGAACUUCGACCUUGAUUCUGGAGCCGAGUCGGAGUCAUGUGCUCGUGAUUGGAACGAUCGUCCAUUAUUGACCGUCCAAUCGACAUCCGCUCAAGUUCAUAGAACGUCGCACAGGAUGCCCCCACAGCUUCUUCCCUUCCCCUACAUCCAGGAUAAUGAUUAUUGUGCAUCAUCUGAAUGAUUCUCGAUCCCAGAGAAUACUCUGGCUCUUGGAAGAGCUAGGCGCCCCUUACGAAAUCAAGAAAUACUAUCGCAAUUCUCUUCACCGGGCACCGAGCGAGCUUUUGGAGGUCAAUCCCCUGGGAAAAUCUCCUGUCAUCACCGACGGCGAUAUAAACCUUGCCGAAAGUGGCGCAAUUAUUGAAUAUCUUAUCGAAAAGUACGGAAAUGGACGGUUCCGGACGACAACUGAAUCCGAGCACAUCAAUAAUUUAUACUACACCCACUACGCAGAAGGUUCCUUGAUGCCAGUCCUUGUUAUGGGUUUGAUCUUCCGCUUCGUGCCUCAGCAAUCUCCUUGGUUCCUUCGUCCCUUCGUGCGCUUCUUAUUUAGCCAAAUGGAAAAAGUAUUGGUCAAGCCCGAACUUUCGAAACAUUCUGAGUUAGUCGAGCAGCAAUUGAGUAAAGUCAAAUGGAUUGCCGGAGGCGUUGAGCCUACCUCCGCGGAUUUCAUAAUGAUCUUUCCCCUGGAGGGUCUAGUUGAUAUCAACUCCGCAGGGAAGAAUACGUCAGGGUACGUUCAGAAAGUACAUGCUCGCCCAGCAUACAAGCGAGCUCUUGAGAAAGGCGGGGAAUUCGCGUACGCAUGAUGUAUUAUCAUAAUUCCAUACCAUACUACACAUGGGUUUCGAAUCAAAUUCAUGGACCAGAGAUUAUCCUUCGAACUACCUUUUUCGUUACGCCGCUCAAGCACUAUGUUUCCUAGGCCUCGGUCAUUGUUGGUCUCGUUCACGCCGGCCUCCAAAAAAAUACAAAUGAACUCUGUUUGGUCCCAAGGCAACUCGAUGAACGACAAACGAUCCCGCAGACCCGGUGCUCGGAACGAUUCCGGCGAUCAUUCUACUCGUUGGAACCUCCCAUCACCUUUGGCAGCUACACAUUCGAAACACUGAUGACCCUCGUAGGAGUGUACCUUUCUGUAACCUAAUUCACAGCACUGUCGCCUGCACGGGCCGCCUACCCGUGGUUCGGGGACUUCACGUCCAAGUCCACACUGGAUGUCACACAGGGCCUUGGAAAUACCAGCACUUUGAUGGUACUA